AUGUCCAGAUACCACCAAACCCUGAUCUCACUUCUGCUCGUGUGUGUCUGCCUAUCGUCUGCUAGAGCACAGGAUGACCGGUCUUUCAUUGUAAACGAUACCAUAUGCAAGAGCACCUUAGACCUGGUGUUUGUCAUCGACGGCUCCAACAGCCUGGGUCCAACAAACUUCAACACGAUCAAAUGGACGGUGGCACAGGCCAUCGGGCAGUUGUCGUUUGGUGUGAACGAAACGCGGGUUGGCGUGGUACUCUAUAGUACCCAUGUCGCUGAUGUUAUUCCAUUGCAGACGAACUUGACCUAUCUCCAGCAAGCCAUCCUAAGCUUGGACUACCCUGACGAGGCCACCGCGACUAACCUUGGCAUUGUAGAGGCCACGAGACUGCUCACUGAGGGGUCAAGGCCGGACGUCCCGAGGGUCAUGAUGAUCAUCACGGACGGGUCGUCAUCUUACCCAGAAGAGACCGAGUACGUGGCCUUAGUUGCCCAAAGUCAAGGCAUCGCAAUCUGGGGUGUAGGAGUAACAGCGAUUGCUAACAUUGCGGAGCUGUCGAAGUUAACCACAUACGGCACUAAAAAUACUUUGGCCAUAGAAAACUUCUCAAUAUUUUCUGUCCAGCUGACAAAUUUGACACGGACAGUGUGUGAACAGACAGAUGUUCUCUCUACAUUUACCAUACCAUCAACCACAACAACUCCACCGAAGACGACCACUACAACAACUACAACAACAACCACAUCUACUACAGCAACCAUGCCAAUAACUACAACUACAUUAACAACUACACCUACUACGACAACUGCGGUAGAAACUACAACGCCAACGACACCAACAAUGACAUUGACAUCAACAUCAGCAUCAACAACAACCGCGCCAACCACGCCAACAACGACAACAACAUCAACGACUACACCAGAAACGACAACGGAAACCACACCAGUACCCAAAACAACCACGCCAACGACGACUACAUUUAUAACUACAGAGACAACGACAGCAACAACAUUAACUACAACAACUCCGCCGAAAACUGAAACGACAACCUUACCAAUAACAACCACACCAACAGCAACCACACCAACAACAACCACACCAACAACAACCACACCAACAACAACCACACCAACAAAAACCACACCAACAACAACCACACCAACAACAACCACACCAACAACAACCACACCAAUCACGACAACAACCACACCAACCACGACAACAACCACACCAACCACGACAACCACGCCGACUACAACAACACCAACAACAACCACACCAACAACAACCACACCAACAACAACCACACCAACAACAACCACACCAACAGCAACCACACCAACAGCAACCACACCAACCACGACAACCUCACCAACCACAACCACCACGACAACCACACCAACAACAACCACACCAACAACAACCACACCAACAACAACCACACCAACAAUCAAACCAACAACAACAACCACACCAACAACAACCACACCAACAACAACCACACCAACCACGACAACAACCACACCAACAACAACCCUACCAACAACAACCACACCAACAACAACCACACCAACAACAACCACACCAACAACAACCACACCAACAGCAACCACACCAACAGCAACCACACCAACAGCAACCACACCAACCACGACAACCUCACCAACCAUAACCACCACGACAACCACACCAACCACGACAACCACACCAACAACAACCACACCAACAACGACAACCACACCAACAACAACCACGCCAACAACAAUGACGACAACCACACCAGCAACAAUAACAACAACAACACCAACAACGACAACUGCUCAAACAAAGACAAUGACAACAACAACGACAAACCCACCGACAGCAACAACCACACCAACAACCAUGUCAACAACAACUGAGUCAGAUACCACCACAACGACGACCUCACCAUCGCCGACCACUCCAUCAACCACAUCAACAACAACCACGCCUAUAACUUCAACUACCACACAAACAACUACGCCUGACACAACCACAACAGCAACCACUCCAGCAACCGAUACAACAACAACAACGUCUACAACUCCACCAACACCAACCAUCACAUCAACAGUACCAACUACGAUACAGCUAAGUGACAAGCAGUAUAAUCCCAAGCCACCUAAAGAUUUGUGUAAGGAUGGUCGAGUUCUUGGCGGUGUGGGCCACGCCCUAUAUCCAGGAGAUUGUACAAAGGUGAUACAGUGCUAUUAUAAUAACGUAACCAACCAAACACUAGCGGUAGUUAGGACCUGUCCAUCUGGUCAGUUCUGGGACCAAACGUCCUUGACGUGUGCCUCAAGUUGGAAGGUUACGUGUCCAUUUGAUAAAUGCCAAUCAGAUUGUCAGCUAGAUCCCAUAUGGGAUAGCUCAUUAGCCUUCGACGAGGAGGACGAGGUCGCCUAUCCCAUGCCUAACAACGCGAGAGGGUACUACGUCUGUGUGGAUGGAAGGUCCCACCCAAGGUGCUGCCCACGUCACUUCCGGUUUGUGUCUGGCAUCGGCUGCACCAUUAGCCUGGGGACGUCUGAGAGCUGUGGGGGACGGGACGUCUGCACUGACGGUGUGGGUUAUUGUGAGGAAGCGCCAGUAUGGGGGUCCCCUAGGUCGUAUGGUAAUCUGAAGGGAUUAAUGUCCGGCUACAUGACUUCCUGUCUGUAUGCAGACUUUGAUGUUGUCGAGUGUAGGUGUCAGGUGACAUCGUUGGAUGACAAAAAAGAGUGUGCGCCAUAUUUUGAACACAACGCAACACUGACGUCAUCCAAUAAUACAAUACUGAUACCAGAUGUACAACGUUCUGAUGAAGAUGUCAACACACUUAAAUUUAGGUUGUCAAUGACGUCACCGGGCUUCCAGAUUCUUCUGUCACGUGAUCCGGAUUGUCGGAAAUCUACCGGGCUCAAUAUGUGGGCAGACGAACUAGGGCUGUAUGCAGCAGUCUACUACAAGGACCCCCGACAACAAGACCCUAUUGUCGCUUCUCUACCGCUGACAAAUUUGACUGGAGAAUUUGAAGUUCUAGUGAUGCAUCAUGGGAGGUCAUUGACCCUCAGUGUUGUCCAAGACACGUAUCAGACGGUGACCACGGUAAAAGUUCCUCAUCUCAAGAUGUGUCGGAGCUGUUUGGAAAAGGUCACGCUGACGUCACAAGAAGAUAAUGUUGCCAUCAGAAAGGUUCAGCUGUAUAAUUGUAAACUUCCAGUUAUUUCAAUCAACACAAAGAAAGAUAACUGAAUAUAAAUACGUAUUACAAGAUCUUAACAUUUGCUUCCCC
Physella acuta is the source of this 3289-nucleotide messenger RNA. Its product is annotated as mucin-2-like. Gene Ontology annotation, molecular function: chitin binding. Gene Ontology annotation, cellular component: extracellular region. NCBI's taxonomy places the organism in Eukaryota, Metazoa, Mollusca, Gastropoda, Physidae. The record is from RefSeq and is a predicted model, not a curated record.